AUGGAGAACCAGAGCGUGUCUGAAUUCAUCUUGCUGGGCUUCUCCAUUGACCGCCACGAAGAGAUCCUUCUCGCCCUCUUCUUUUUGGUGCUCUACGUUGUGACCGUGCUGGGCAACAUGGUCAUCCUCUUUGUGGUGUUGGUGGAUAGCCGGCUCCACACCCCAAUGUACUUCUUCCUUGGCAACUUUGCUGCCCUAGAUAUCUUCUUCACCUCGGCCAUCAGCCCACAGUUGCUGUGGAACCUCUUUUCCAACGACAAAUCCAUUUCUUUUGCUGGCUGCAUGACCCAAUCCUAUUUCUACUUCUUUCUGGGCACGGUGGAGUUCAUCCUCUUGACUUCCAUGUCCUUUGACCGAUAUGCUGCCAUCUGCAAACCCCUGCAGUAUCAUGCCAUUAUGAACAGCCAGGCGUGCAUUCAAAUGCUGGUGGGUUCCUGGCUGGGUGGAUUCCUCUCGGUCCUCUUUCCCACCAUCCUGAUCACCAGAUUGUCAUUCUGUAGGUCCAACGUCAUCAAUCAUUUCUUUUGUGACAGCGGUCCACUGCUGGAACUGUCGUGCAGCGAUACCAGUUUCAUUGAGCUGAUGGACUUUUUUCUGUCUGCUGUUGUCAUCAUAUGCUCAUUAACUGUGACUCUGUUUUCCUACAUGUUCAUCAUCUCAGCGGUAAUGCACAUCUCCAGCACCACUGGCCGGGCCAAGGCUUUCAACACCUGUGCUUCACACCUGACUAUAAUCUCCAUCUCCUGCAGCAUCAGCAUCUUCAUCUAUGUUACACCUUCCCAGAAAGAGACCUUGGAAGUUCACAAAGUGCCUGCCACCAUCGUCUGCCCCUUUCUGAACCCAUUUAUCUUCACAUUGAAAAAUGACACUGUGAAGCAGGCACUGAAAGAUGUGUUGAGACAAUACAAGGUGUUGGUCACUCAAAAAGCUUGGGGCUCCUUGCAAAAGAAAAGGCCCAUUUAA
This is a messenger RNA of Podarcis muralis (Common wall lizard), 963 nucleotides long. The record is from RefSeq and is a predicted model, not a curated record. Lineage: Eukaryota; Metazoa; Chordata; Lepidosauria; Squamata; Lacertidae.